AUGUCAGUCAAAUCGCCGUGCCUGGAAAUUCUUCCCUUCAUAUUUAGGGAGGAACAAAUAAGUAAUAGAAUUCAAACCUUCCCGACGGAGACCAUGAAAAAGGCGUACUUAGAAUUGAAGGGAUAUUUUGAGCAAUACAAAAUUUACGCAGAGAAAUUAAUUAACUUUAACGGGUCAAUGAAUGACGAAAAUCAGAGAAAAGAAAAAAUGACAAUUAAGUUGAGAUGCGAAUAUUACGCAGUCCUCUUCUCACAAGCGUCUAAGCUUUUAAACGAAUACAUAAACUUUAGAAACAGACUCAUACUCGAAUUGGCCAUCAAUGUGAACGGCUUGAUCAACUCCAUACACCCCAACAUAAUACAAAGACUUAACGAGGACGAGAAAAGGGAACUGCAAAGAUGUUGCGAAAAUAUCCGGAGCGAAAGAAUCAAGUCGAAGCUAGAAAAAAAAUUUACCGUAUGCUUCUUGAACGACUUAAUUAUAGAAGACUUAAAUUACGAAGGAAAUGAAGACGAAAGCGCAGCUCGAAAUGUUUUCUACGCAGCGGGACUGAAAGUUAGCGUUUUUGAGGAUAAGGCACUGGAUUUGCAAAAAUGUGAAUGGGGAAGAAUCUUAAGGGACUAA
Messenger RNA from Plasmodium knowlesi strain H, 624 nucleotides. Its product is annotated as conserved protein, unknown function. The transcript has 5 exons. Bases 1 to 624 code for a protein of 207 amino acids. The record is from RefSeq and is a predicted model, not a curated record. NCBI's taxonomy places the organism in Eukaryota, Apicomplexa, Aconoidasida, Haemosporida, Plasmodiidae.